GAAUUUGGUUUCAUUCCACAGGGAAUACACAUGAAAAUGUCAGUGCCCUGAGAAUAGCAGUUAAAAGGACUUGGAAUUUUUUGGCCUUUUUAUCACAAGCCCAUGCGUCCAUGAAUUUGGUAUUGGUAGAAAUCUGGCAGUUUGGAGGAACCUCUGAAUAAUCAUCUGAAUAAUCUUACUCCCAAGGAACAGCUAGGGUUGUAGGCAUGGCGCUAGAAAUGUGCCUUCAGGAGGAAGUAACUCUCUCAUCUUAGAGGGUGGUGCUUUCCAGGGCAUAGAUGAUGCAUGUUUAGUUAAUCUGGGAAAACUGGGCUUGCUACUGCUGAUGUUUCAUUUUUUUAUGUCUAACUGGAUGACUUUAAUCUCCGAUUUCGUAAAUCUGGCACUUUAAACAGGAAUAAAAUUGCUCCAAAAAUAUAUUAGCCAAAGUAAAUAUUUACACAAGCAGUAAAAACGUUAUUGUAUUGCAAAUCUAGUGUCAGAAUAAGCAGGGGAAGUUAAGCACAUUGGCUGCGGAUAUUUAGUGAUUUUUACACCUCUCAGGACAAAACACGGUGGUUUUGGUGUGGGGAGAGCAUUGGUGGGAUUGUCAUUGCCACUCUCCAGUGUUGUUCACCUGCUCAUAUGAUAACAGCCUAAUUAAGCAUCCUUGAGAGGUUCACUGUUCAUAUUUCAGCUGCAGCUGGAGUUGUUUGUUUUCCUUUGUGUGCUGUAAAUGCUCGCAUGCCAUCAGAAGCACAAGUUGAUGACUGUGUUAUUACCUGGGGUUAAGUGCUGUCUCAUUGCUUCCCAGGCUGCCUGCUGUUUCCCGGGGAGAUCAUGAAACGACAUCGGCUUCCUAGCAGCAGUGAGGACUCUGACGACAAUGGCAGUCUGUCUACCUGGUCUCAGCAUUCCAGAUCUCAACGUCGUAGGACUUCAUGUUCCAGAGACGAAGACCGGAAACCUUCUGAGGUGUUCAGAACGGACCUGAUCACUGCCAUGAAGUUACAUGACUCCUUCCAGCUGAACCCUGAUGAAUACUAUGUGCUGGCAGAUCCCUGGAGGCAGGAGUGGGAAAAGGGAGUUCAGGUGCCAGUUAGCCCAGGGACCAUCCCAGAACCAGUAGCCAGAGUUGUGUCCGAGACAAAAGCCGUCACCUUCACGCGUCCCAGGAAAUACAUCGUUUCCUCGGGCGCGGAGCCUCCGGAGCUGGGCUACGUGGACAUUCGAACCCUGGCAGACAGCAUGUGCCGCUAUGACCUCAAUGAUGUGGAUGUAGCAUGGCUGCAACUUGCCAAUGAAGAAUUCAAAGAGAUGGGGAUGCUGGAGCUGGAUGAGUACACCAUGGAAAGGGUGAUGGAGGAGUUUGAGCAACGCUGCUACGAUAACAUGAACCACGCCAUCGAGACGGAAGAAGGGCUGGGGAUUGAAUACGAUGAGGAUGUCGUCUGUGACGUCUGCCAGUCUCCAGACGGAGAGGACGGCAAUGAAAUGGUGUUCUGUGACAAAUGCAAUAUUUGUGUGCACCAGGCGUGCUACGGGAUCCUGAAGGUGCCCGAGGGCAGCUGGCUGUGCCGGACCUGCGCGCUGGGCGUCCAGCCCAAGUGCCUGCUGUGCCCCAAAAAGGGCGGCGCCAUGAAGCCCACCCGGAGCGGCACCAAGUGGGUGCACGUCAGCUGUGCUCUCUGGAUUCCGGAGGUGAGCAUCGGAAGCCCUGAAAAAAUGGAGCCCAUCACAAAAGUUUCCCACAUUCCCAGCAGUAGGUGGGCACUGGUGUGCAGCCUUUGUAAUGAAAAGGUUGGAGCUUCUAUACAGUGUUCAGUGAAAAACUGCAGAACAGCCUUUCACGUCACCUGCGCGUUUGACCGCGGCUUGGAGAUGAAGACCAUCUUGGCAGAGAACGACGAGGUGAAGUUCAAGUCGUACUGUCCCAAGCACAGCUCCACCAAGAAAGCAGAUGCUGAGACUUCGAGUGACAGCCCAGGGCAGGAGAACAGGAAUGGGAUUCAGGACACCUCUCUUCCUGCCCACAUGGACCCUUUCCACAGCAUGGAUCAAAACCAGGAGGAGGCCCACAGGGUCAGCCUCCGCAAGCAGAAGCUCCAGCAGCUGGAGGACGAGUUCUACACGUUCGUCGAGUCUUUGGAAGUGGCCAAAGUGCUGCGGCUGCCUGAGGAGCCGGUGGAAUUCCUUUACCAGUACUGGAAACUGAAGAGGAAAUCCAAUUUCAAUAAGCCUUUGAUUACCCCAAAGAAGGAUGAGGAGGACAAUCUGGCUAAACGGGAGCAGGAUGUUCUGUUCAGGAGGCUGCAGCUCUUCACGCACCUCCGGCAGGACCUGGAGCGGGUGCGAAACCUCACUUACAUGGUGACGCGGAGAGAGAAAAUCAAGAGAUCUGUUUGCAAAGUUCAGGAGCAGAUAUUUAACAGCUACACAAAGCAGUUGGAACAAGAAAGAGUUUCAGGUGUGCCUUCCUCCUUCGCCUCCAUGGAGAACACGGUGUUGUUCAACAGCCCGUCGCUGGGCCCCAACGCCCCCAAGAUCGAGGACCUGAAGUGGCACUCUGCGUUCUUCAGGAAGCAGAUGGGCACAUCUCUGGCCCGCUCCUUGAAAAAACCGCACAAGAGAGACAGGGUAAGAGACAAGUCUGGGAAUGACAGCAGAUCCCUGCUGAGGCAGCCCAGCCCGAGGGAAGGAGGCGCAGAUCCAGGCAGCUUUUUAAAUUUUGACAAGACCUUUGCUGAGACACGGAUUGUAUCGGCACAGCAGAAAAACGGCGUCGUCAUACCAGAGCACAGGAAGAGAAGAGACAAUCGCCCGCAGUGCGAGGUGGCGAAGGCAGAGCUGAAGGAAAAGACUUCUAAACACAACCACAAACUGCUGAGACCCACGGAACUCUCUCAGAGGCAAUUGGAAAACAAAAGGGCUGUGCACCACUCCGGUGGUAGGUCAGCGCCUGGCACUCGGAGGGAUAUAGUGCCUAAAUGUAACGGGGGUCUGGUCAAAGUAAACUCUAAUCAGACAGUAGUUAAAGUGCCUACCACGCCCACGAGCCCAGGGAAAAACUGGGGCGGAUUCCGAAUUCCAAAGAAGGGGGAGAGGCAGCAGCAGGGGGAGAGCCUGGAGGAGGCCUGCCGCCAGAACUCCGGCUACCCCUACCUGGGCGUGGGCAGAGUUCCAGCGAAGGAGCGGACAAAAAGCAAGUUAAAGCCUGACAGCGAGAACGAUGGCUAUGUCCCCGACGCCGAAAUGAGCGACUCGGAGACGGAAGUGGCUGAAAAGAAGUGCAGGCAGCAGAGGCUCAGUCCCAACAGCAGCAUCGGCAGGAGGACGGACAUUAUCCGGAGGAGCAUCCUGGCGACCUGACUGGACACAGGGACGGGGUCAGUAGAGUCACUGCCUACAAGCCAACUCUACCUUACCCAUCGGUGUGAGAGAGGAGCAUUCUUAGACCGAGCUACAGACUGACAAACUGAAAGCCCAUAUUUUUCUGAGUUGUAUAAAUAUGUUUACACGCACUUAAAGCUGUUUUAAGCUCUUUGUUUUUGUUUUUUUUGUUUUUCUUUUUUUCUCCUCUUCCCCAUCCACACCCCCUUCCCCAUCCCAUUUCUGUGAGAAGUUUGAGUCUCCCUUAUUUGCAACUUUCCUGAGUAAGCAGAGAAGUGACAUCAUUAGUAAAACAGGAGUUGGGAUGCACGCAAUUCACAAAAAUCUUUUAAAAGGGGCUAGGGUGGGUAGGAGGAAUCGGGCUGCGUUCAUCCUUUCUAGCUAAAAGGCACUGAAAGUUUUACUCCCUUCCCCUGACUUCUGGAAAAGCACAAGCUCUUAAUUUAACUCGUGUGUAUUGAAUGGAGGAUGGUUGUUAGACCAUAUUGCAAUGCACUGCACUGCUGAAUCCCAUUACAGAUGCUCCCCGUCCCUGGGCAGGGGCAGCUUUCUCCUCUCUUUGCAGAAUGUGUUCUGUUGUGUUCAGUUUGAGCGCAGGUGGCAGCUCAAACCCUCCCUGUGCUCCAGAGUUUACAUGUGAAUGAUGACCAGGCACAGGCACGAUGUUGCACUGGAGGAGGAGGAGGAAGGGAUAGGGCAGGGCUUGAAAGAUUGGGACUGCCACAAAGGAUGUUCCCAAAUGGCUCAAUUCUGAGCAAGGGGCAGGUGUGGGGGUGCCAGCACUCCAUGGAAUAACCUGUCACCCAUAGCCAGGCACCUGCCUUGGGGAGUGUGAUGACAAUGCCAGACAGAAGUUUUCUAUGGCACUAGGCAGGAGGAUUUCCCAAAGGCCACCACAGAUGCACUAAUGAUAUGUACUGAGAGAGUCAGGCUUAUGACACUAAAAGGUUGCUUUAAAUGGAAUGAAUAUAUAUUUUUAAAUAUGAUAAAAUGCAAAGGCAAUACAUUGUGAUUAGCUCUUUACAGUCAAGCAAAGAAAAAGCUAUUUCAUUCUAUUAUGGACUAGAUUUGAUGGAAAAGGGAACUCAUAUUCUGAUUGUGUACUUUUUUAAUAAUUGCAAGUGGCAAUAAUGAGUAAGAUGUAAGCAAUAAUAUGAACAGGUUGUGAGAUACCGUUUUGUACCGAGUGGAGCGCACGCAUCACCGUGGAGCAUUAGGAGCCUGUACAUUUUGGAAUUUUUCGUAAAUGUAGGAGAGGUAUGUACUGGUGAAAAAGUUUUGGCAGCAUUGUGUUAACAGAGAGACAGGCAUAAAGAACCUCCUUCUCCUUCCCUUUCCCACUCCCAGCCUGCUGUUAGGGCAUCCACUCACCUUGGAAUGUCUGACCCUUGCUCCCCGAGGUGGGAACACUUGACAACACAGAAUCCUCUGCAGUAGGACUGAGGAUUCAAUCAGAAAACAAAAAAAAGGCUUAGCACCCUAUCUUGCUAUGCAAGUUAACAUUAUCAAUUAAAUAUUUCACCAGAAUGCAUCCCUGUUUUAAAACUCAGAAGUCUUAACCUUUUGAGGAAGGGGAAUUUUAUGUAGGAUAAUACACUUUCAAAAUCCUCUUGCUGGUCCCAAAAAGUCAGAGUAAUUGGCAUGACUUACAGAGGUGAAAGGCAGGGCACUGGUGACUGAGGUUACAUAGUCACUCUUGGGGUGUGUUCAAAGUAUAAACAGCAGACAGACAAAAGGUAAAAGCCAGCAAGUCCUACUCAACAUCCAGCAACAUUCUCCAGACAGGCACUGGUAUUUUCCUGAAGAAAUAAGCUCAUGACCACACAGGAAUUGUCAAGCCAUAGAUGGAAUACCCUAACUUUGGAUUCUGAGUAAACCUUUAACCUCACACCCCCUGGACAGAGGUACCUUGUUAAUUUGCACUAUUAUGAACACUAACGUUGUGCAGAGUGAAUGCCUUAGCUGCUUUGUCCCCUGGCACUGAGGGUGAAAAGCUUUGUGAGGUUUCCAGUGGAGCUGACCCCAAACCAAAAAGGCUGCGGUACGACCAGCUCUGUAGGUUAGUUUUGUCCUUGUGCUCAGCCCUCAGCAGGAGGUGUUGUAGGUACUGCAGUGACAAACCCACCCCCGUGUUUUACUGGGGUUUGCUGGAUUUCUGUUUCCAAGCGUGACCUUUCCUUGUGCUGACUGACCAAGAGAUCUUUGAUAUGAUCCGUGUGUUCUGUCCAACCGUAGGCUAGUUGAGCGUCUGUAGAGUUGCCUGGAAUGCCAUUUGUUAGGUUAUAAACUCACACAGAUCUAAAUGAAGGGUUCAUGUUGUGUACAAAUCUUGAUUUCAGAAGUUCGAGACAAUUGUGAUGACAUUUGUAAAACUUGUACAGAUUUUUCACUAUGUGCCUAGCUUUGGUGUCCAUUCAGCUGAAAUAAAAAAAAAAAAAGGUGCAUGAAGAGAAACAGAAAUAAAAAAGUAUAUGUAGAGAUGACUAUUUUAUAUUACAUGGCCCAAUCCUGUAUUUAUUUUCUCCCUUUUUUGAAGUAUUUCUAAAGACCUAGUUGAAACAGCUGUAUUUUUUGUUAAAAUAUUCCGUAGAAUUGUGCCUUUUGUCUGUAUGUGAAUAAAUGCUGUACAUUUUUGCAGUAUCCUUG
This is a messenger RNA of Cyanistes caeruleus (blue tit), 6015 nucleotides long. The record is from RefSeq and is a predicted model, not a curated record. Lineage: Eukaryota; Metazoa; Chordata; Aves; Passeriformes; Paridae.